This is a messenger RNA of Mercenaria mercenaria, 1088 nucleotides long. Its product is annotated as gamma-aminobutyric acid type B receptor subunit 2-like. The transcript has 3 exons. NCBI's taxonomy places the organism in Eukaryota, Metazoa, Mollusca, Bivalvia, Venerida, Veneridae. Bases 530 to 979 code for a protein of 149 amino acids. Gene Ontology annotation, biological process: gamma-aminobutyric acid signaling pathway; G protein-coupled receptor signaling pathway. The record is from RefSeq and is a predicted model, not a curated record. Gene Ontology annotation, molecular function: G protein-coupled GABA receptor activity. Gene Ontology annotation, cellular component: G protein-coupled receptor heterodimeric complex; membrane.
UGGACAUUUUCAAAGUUAUUUCUCAACAAAAAUAGUAUAAUUAGAUACCUAUUAAAUGUUCAAUAUAACUGUUUAUAUGAGUAAUCUGUCUACAGAACUAUUUAGUUAAUUAGCACAAAUUAUCAAAGAGAUAGAUUUUCUGGUUUGCUAAUAAUUUUUGUUUCAAAAUAAAGAAACUAUAUUGAAUAUAUAUUAGAUCACUCCAUAUUCCCAAAAACCUUGAAUGAUUAAUAAGUGCAAUAAAAAUUAGAACAUUAAUAUAUAUAAUAGAAAGUAAUCGCUUGAUUACGAUUACAUUAAAUACUUUUAAAAUUACAAUUACGACUACACGCAAGAAACUUCCAAAAGAAUUUGUUUACCUUAAAUGACAUGUCAAAAUGUGAUUAAUUACAUUUGAAAGCGAUUACUGAUCACGAUUACCUCAUGUAAGCUUAUAUUCAUUCUUCCAGAUCAUGCAUCUAGUCACUAUGAUUAACUUAUAUCAAUAAGUUAUUGCAUAAUGUAAUUGUAUCAUUUCUAGGUUUAUGUGAUGAAAAAUGGUGCAGAAGUACGCCCAUUUGUCCGUGUGUGUGAGUCCAAAUACUCUCAAUAUUUUGAAUGGGCUUUGUACAUUACACAAGGUGCUCUUCUUACGUUCGGAGCAUUUCUAGCAUGGGAAACCAGAAAGGUAAAAAUAGAAGCACUAAAUGACUCACACGAGAUUGGACUUUGUAUCUACAACGUGAUUGUUUUAAGUGCAGUAGGCCUGAUCAUGACGUUACUGCUAGAGGACAAAGAUGUCUUGGUUUAUGUUAUUACAUCCGGUUGUAUUCAAAUUGGAACAACUUUGAUUGAGGUUGUCCUUUUCAUACCUAAGAUUCAUGCUAUAAAGACGAAAGUAGCGGAAAGUAUGACAAGAUCAUCUAUAGAAAGACCACCUAACCAGCCAGGAAAUAACCAACGUACAAUUCGGAUACGAAAUUUUUUUAUGAAAGACUAAACAAACUAACAGAAGCUCUGCGUGAAUAACGUACAACACUGCAUAACAUUGAGAUAAUAAUUUUGAAAGUACAAUGUAUUAUAUUUUGUUUAUUUGGAUAAUAUGUUUA